Messenger RNA from Linum trigynum, 6960 nucleotides. NCBI's taxonomy places the organism in Eukaryota, Viridiplantae, Streptophyta, Magnoliopsida, Malpighiales, Linaceae. The record is from the annotation of a GenBank genome assembly.
CGAUGGGGAAUAGCAUCAAUAUAGUUCAUUAUCAAUGGAGAAUAGCCUUCGGCUGAAUCCGUGACCGGUAGCCUCCGAAAUUCGAAGAAAAUGGCAUUUCGGAAUAAUCGCCCGAAAUAUGUGAUGGUAGCCCUUUGGAAUCUGCCAAUAAUGGUCCUGAAAGAAAUGCACCCAUAUCGGUGCUUAAGGAACUAAAUCAUCGUUGAAGAAUAGUCUCAAGCCAGCUCCGUGAUCUAUAGCUUUCAAAAUCCAAGAAAAAUGGCCUUUCGAAAAAAAAUCGCCCAAAGAAUUACAAAAAUGCUAUCCAAAAAUAAUUUUGCCCAAUUCGGUGCUUAAUGGGCUUAAUCAUCGAUGGGAAAUAAGUUCAAUAUCGUUCAGUAUCAAAGGCGAAUAGCCUCGGGCAGAAUCCGUGAUAUGUAGCCUCCGAAAUCGAAAGAAAAUGACAUUUCGGAAUAAUAGCCCGAAAUCUGUGAUGGUACCCCUUUGGAAUCUGCCAAAAAUGGACUCGCAAGAAAUCCACCGGAAUCGGUGUUGAAGGAACUUAAUCAUCGUUGAAGAAUAGUCUCAGGCCAAAUCCGUAAUCUAUAGCCUUUAAAAUCCCAGAAAAAUGGAUUUUCAGAAAAAAAUUGCCCAAAGAAUUACGGAAAUGUCAUCCCAUAAUAAUUUGGCCCAAUUUGGUGCUUAAUGGGCUUAAUCAUCGAUGGGGAAUACCAUCAAUAUAGUUCAUUAUCAGUGAAGAAUAGCAUCGGGCCGAAUUCGUGAUAUGUAGCCUCCGAAAUAGAAGAAAAUGACAUUUCGGAAUAAUCGCCCAAAAUCUGUGAUGGUACCCUUAUGGAAUCUGCCAAAAUUGGUCCCGAAAAAAAUCCACCUGAAUCGGUGCUUAAGGAACUUAAUCAUCGUUGAAGAAUAGUCUCAGGCCAAAUCCUUGAUAUGUAGCCUUCAAAAUCUGUGCUUAAGGAACUUAAUCAUCGUUGAAGAAUAGUCUAAGGCUAAAUCCGUGAUAUGUAGCCUUCAAAAUCCAAGGAAAAUGGCCUUUUGAAAAAAAAUCGCCCAAAGAAUUACGAAAAUGCCAUCCCAAAAUAAUUUGGCCCAAUUUGGUUUUUAAUCGGCUUAAUCAUCGAUGGGAAAUAGCAUCAAUAUAGUUCAUUAUUGGUGGAGAAUAGCCUCGGGCCGAAUCCGUGAUCUUUAGUCUGCAAAAUGGAAGUAAAUGGUAUUUCAGAAUAAUCGUCCGAAAUCUGUGAUGGUCGCCCUUUAGAAUAUGCCAAAAAUGGACCCAGAAGAAAUCCACUCGAAUCGGUGCCUAAGAAACUUAAUCAUCGUUGAUAAAUAGUCUAAUGUCGAACCCGUGAUCUGUAGCCUUCAAAAUCAAAGGAAAAUGGCAUUUCGAAAAAAAAUCUCCCAAAGAAUUACGAAAAUGCCAUCCCAAAAUAAUUUGGCCCAAUUUGGUUCUUAAUGGGAUUAAUCAUCAAUAUAGUUCAUUAUCUGUGGAGAAUAGCCUCGGGCUAAAUCCGUGAUCUGUAGCUUCCAAAAUUGAAGAAAAUGGCAUUUCGGAAUAAUCGUCUGAAAUCUGUGAUGGUACCCCUUUGAAAUUUGCCAAAAAUGGAUCCGGAAGAAAUCCACCCGAAUCGGUGCUUAAGGAACUUAAUCAUCUUUGAUGAAUAGUCUCAUGCCGAAUCCGUGAUCUGUAGCCUUCAAAAUCCAAGAAAAAUAGCCUUUCGAAAAAAAAAUCACCCAAAGAAUUACCAAAAUGUCAUCCCAAAACAAUUUGGCCCAAUUUGGUGCGUAAUGGGCUUAAUCAUCGAUGGGGAAUGACAUCAAUAUAGUUCAUUAUCAGUGGAGAAUAGUCUCGGGCCGAAUCCGUCAUUUGUAGCCUCCGAAACGAAAGAAAAUGGCAUUUCGGAAUAAUCGCCCGAAAUCUGUGAUGGUACCACUUUGGAAUCUGCCAAAAAUGGACCCGAAAGAAAUGCACCCGAAUCGGUUCUUAAGGAAAUUAAUUAUCGUUGAUGAAUAGUCUCAUGCCAAAUCUGUUACUAUAGCCUUCAAAAUCCAAGGAAAAUGGCCUUUUGAAAAAAAAUCUCCCAAGAAUUACGAAAAUGCCAUCCAAAAAUAAUUUUGCCCAAGUAUCAAUAUAGUUCAUUAUCAGUGGAGAAUAGCCUCGGGCCGAAUCCGUGAUCUGUAGCCUCCGAAAUAGAAGAAAAUUGCAUUUCAAUAAUCGCUCGAAAUCUAUGAUGGUAACCCUUUGGAAUCUAACAAAAAUGGACCAGGAAGAAAUCCAUCGGAAUCGGUGCUUAAGGAAAUUAAUCAUCGUUGAAGAAUAUUCUCAGGCCAAAUCCGUAUUCUGUAGCCUAGCAAAUCCAAGAAAAAUUUCCUUUCGAAAAAAAUCGCCCAAAGAAUUACGAAAAUGUCAUCCCAAAAUAAUUUGGCCCAAUUUGGUGCUUAAUGGGCGUAAUCAUCGAUGGGGAAUAGCAUUAAUAUAGUUCAUUAUCAGUGGAGAAUACCCUCGGGCUGAAUCCGUGAUCGGUAGCCUUCGAAAUCAAAAGAAAAUGGCAUAUCGAAAUAAUCGCCCGAUAUCUGUGAUGUUACCCCUUUGGAAUCUGCCAAAAAUGGACCUGAAAGAAAUGCACCCGAAUCGGUGCUUAAGGAACUUAAUCAUCGUUGAAAAAUAGUAUCAUGAUGAACCCAUGAUCUAUAGCCUUCAAAAUCCAAGGAAAACAGUCUUUCGAAAAAAAAAUCGCCCAAAGAAUUACGAAAAUGCAUCCCAAAAUAAUUUGGCCCAAUUUGGUGCUUAAUAGGCUUAAUCAUCGAUGGGGAAUAGCAUCAAUAUAGUUCAUUAUCAGUGGAGAAUAGUCUCGGGUCAAAUCCGUGAUCUGUAGCCUCCAAAAUAGAAGAAAAUGGCAUUUCGAAAUAAUCGCUCGAAAUCUGUGAUUGUACCCCUUUGGAAUCUGCCAAUAAUGUACCCGAAUGAAAUCCAACGGAAUUGGUGCUUAAGGAACUUAAUCAUCGUUGAAGAAUACUCUAAGGCCAAAUCAUUGAUCUGUAGGCUUCAAAAUCCAAGGAAAAUGUCCUUUCGAAAAAAAAUAACCGAAAGAAUUACGAAAAGGCCAUCCCAAAAUAAUUUGGCCCAAUUUGGUGCUUAAUGGGCUUAAUCAUCGAUGGGGAAUAGCAUCAAUAUUGUUCAUUAUCAGUGGAGAAUAGCCUCGGGCCAAAUCCGUAAUCUGUAGCCUUCGAAAUAGAAGAAAAUGGCAUUUCGAAAUAAUCAGUCGAAAUCUGUGAUGGUACCCCUUUGGAAUCUGCCAAAAAUGGACCCGAAAGAAAUCCACCGGAAUCGGUGCUAAAGGAACUUAAUCAUCGUUGAAGAAUAUUCUCGGGCCGAAUGCGUGAUCUGUAGCCUUCAAAAUCCAAAAAAAAUUGCCUUUCAAAAAAAAAAACCGCCCAAAGAAUUAUGAAAAUGUCAUCCCAAAUUAAUUUGGCCCAAUUUGGUGCUUAAUGGGCUUAAUCAUCGAUGGGGAAUAACAUCAAUAUAGUUCAUUAUCAGCAGAGAAUAGCAUCGGCCCGAAUCCGUGAUCUGUAGACUUCGAAAUGGAAGAAAAUGGCAUUUCGGAAUAAUCGCCCGAAAUCUGUGGUGGUACCCCUUUGGAAUCUGCCAAAAAUGUUCCCGCAAGAAAUCCACCAAAAUCAGUUCUUAAGGAACUUAAUCAUCGUUGAAGAAUAUUCUCAUGACGAAUCCGUGAUCUGUAGCCUUCAAAAUCCAAGGAAAAUGGCCUUUAAAAAAAUCGCCCAAAGAAUUACGAAAAUCGCAUCCAAAAGUAAUUUGGCCCGAUUCGGUGCUUAAUGGGGUUUAUCAUCGAUGGGGAAUAAGAUAAUAUAGUUCAUUAUCAGUGGUGAAUAGCCCCGGGCCGAAUCCGUGAUCUGUAGCUUCUGAAAUCGAAAGAAAAUGGCAUUUUGGAAUAAUCGCCCGAAUUUUGUGAUUGUACCCUUUUGGAAUUUGCCAAAAAUGGACCAGGAAGAAAUCCACCCGAAUCGGUGCUUAAGGAACUUAAUCAUCGUUAAAGAAUAGUCUCAAGCCAAAUCCUUGAUCUGUAGCCUUCAAAAUCCAAGGAAAAUGGCAUUUCGAAAAAAAAUCGGCCAAAGAAUUACAAAAAUGUCAUCCCAAAAUAAUUGGGCACAAUUUGGUGCUUAAUGGGCUUAAUCAUCGAUGGGAAAUAGCAUCAAUAUAGUUCAUUAUCAGUGGUGAAUAGCCUUGGGCUGAAUCCGUGAUCUUUAGCAGCCGAAAUCGAAAGAAAAUGGCAUAUCAGAAUAAUCGCCCAAAAUCUGUGAUGAUACCCCUUUGGAAUCUGCCAAAAAUUGACCCGAAAGAAAUCACUCGGAAUCGGUUCUUAAGGAAUUUAAUCAUCAUUGAAGAAUAGUUUCAGGCCAAAUACGUGAUAUGUAGUCUUCAAAAUCCAAGAAAAAUGGCCUUUCGAAAACAAAAUCGCCCAAAGAAUUACGAAAAUGCCAUCCCAAAAUAAUUUGGCCCAAUUUGGUGCUUAAUGGCCUUAAUCAUCGAUGGGGAAUAGCAUUUAUAUAGUUCAUUAUCAGUGAAGAAUAGCUUCGGGCUGAAUUCGUGAUCGGUAGCCUCUGAAUUCGAAAGAAAAUGGCAUAUCAGAUUAAUCGCUCGAAAUCUGUGAUGGUACCCCUUUGGAAUCUGCCAAAAAUGGACCCGAAAGAAAUGCCCCCGAAUCGCUGCUUAAGGAACUUAAUUAUCGUUGAUGAAUAGUCUCAUGCCGAAUACGUGAUCUGUAGACUUCAAAAUCCAAGGAAAAAGGCCUUUCGAAAAAAAAACGCCCAAAGAAUUACGAAAAUGACAUACAAAAAUAAUUUUGCACAAUUCGGUGCUUAAUGAGCUUUAUCGUCGACGGGGAAUAGGAUCAAUAUAGUUCAUUAUUAGUGGUGAAUAGCCUCGGGCCGAAUCCGUGAUCUGUAGCCUCCGAAAUCGAAAGAAAAUGGAAUUUCGGAAUAAUCGCCCAAAAUCUGUGAUGGUACCCCCUUUGGAAUCUGCCAAAAAUGGACCCGAAAGAAAUCACCCGGAAUGGGUGCUUAAGGAACUUAAUCAUCGUUUUAAGAAUAGUCUCAGCCAAAUCCGUGAUAUGUAGCCUUCAAAAUCCAAGGAAAAUGGUCUUUCGAAAAAAAAAUCGCCUAAAGAAUUACGAAAUUGCCAUCCCUAAAUAAUUUGGCCCAAUUUGGUGCUUAAUGGGCUUAAUCAUCGAUGGGGAAUAGCAUUAAUAUAGUUCAUUAUCAGUGAAGAAUACCCUCGGACUGGAUUCGUGAUCGGUAGCCUCCGAAAUCGAAAGAAAAUGGCAUAUUAGAAUAAUCGCCUGAAAUCUGAGAUGAUACCCCUUUGGAAUCUGCCAAAAAUGGACCCGUAAGAAAUGCACCUGAAUCGGUGCUUAAGGAACUUAAUCAUCGUUGAAGAAUAGUAUCAUGAUAAAUCCAUGAUCUGUAGCCUUCAAAAUCCAAGGAAAAUGGUCUUUCGGAAAAAAAAAUCGCCCAACGAAUUACGAAAAUGCCAUCCCAAAAUAAUUUGGCCCAAUUUGGUGCUUAAUGGGCUUAAUCAUCGAUGGGGAACAGCAUCAAUAUAGUUCAUUAUCAGUGGACAAUAGCCUCAGGCUGAAUACGUGACCGGUGGCCUCCGAAAUCAGAAAAAAUGGCAUUUCGGAAUAAUCGCCCGAAAUCUGGGAUGGUACCCCUUUGGAAUCUGCCAAUAAUGGACCUGAAAGAAAUCCAUCGGAAUCGGUGCUUAAGGAACUUAAUCAUCGUUGAAGAAUAGUCUAAGGCCAAAUACGUGAUCUGUAUCCUUCAAAAUCCAAUGAAAAUGGCCUUUCAAAAAAAAUAGCCCAAAGGAUUACGAAAAGGCCAUCCCAAAAUAAUUUGGCCCAAUUUGGUGCUUAAUGAGCUUAAUCAUCGAUGGGGAAUAGCAUCAAUAUAGUCCAUUAUCAGUGGAGAAUAGCCUCGGGCCAAAUACGUGAUAUGUAGCCUCCGAAAUAGAAGAAAAUGGCAUUUCGAAAUAAUCGCUCGAGAUCUGUGAUGAUACCCAUUUGGAAUCUGCAAAUAAUGGACCCGAAAGAAAUCCAUCGGAAUCGGUGCUUAAGGAACUUAAUCAUCGUUGAAGAAUAGUCUAAGGCCAAAUCCGUGAUUUGUAGCCUUCAAAAUCCAAGGAAAAUGGCCUUUCGAAAAAAAAUAGCCCAAAGAAUUGAGAAAAGGCCAUCCAAAAAUAAUUUGGCCCAACUUGGUACUUAAUGGGCUUAACCAUCGAUGGGGAAUAGCAUCAAUAUAGUUCAUUAUCAGUGGCGAAUAGCCUCGAGCCAAAUCCGUGAUUUGUAGCCUCCGAAAUAGAAGAAAAUAGCAUUUCUAAAUAAUCGCUCGAAAUCUGUGAUGGUACCCCUUUGGAAUAUGCCAAAUAUGGACCCGAAAGAAAUCCACCGGAAUCGGUGCUAAAAGAACUUAAUCAUCGUUGAAGAAUAUUCUCAGGCCAAAUCCGUGAUCUGUAGCCUUCAAAAUCCAAGGAAAAUUGCCUUUCGAAAAAAAUCGCCAAAGAAUUACGAAAAUGUCAUCCCAAAAUAAUUUGACCCAAUUUGGUGCUUAAUGGGAUUAAUCAUCGAUGGGGAAUACAAUCAAUAUAGUUCAUUAUCAAUGGAUAAUAGCAUUGGCCCGAAUCCGUGAUCUGUAGCCUCCGAAAUGGAAGAAAAUGGCAUUUCGGAAUAAUCGCCCGAAAUCUGUGAUGGUACCCCUUUGGAAUCUGCCAAAAAUGGACCCGCAAGAAAUCCACCAUAAUAAUGCUUAAGGAACUUAAUCAUCGUUGAAGAAUAUUCUCAGGCCAAUUCCGUGAUUUGUAGCCUUCAAAAUCCAAGGAAAAUGGCCUUUCAAAAAAAUCGCCAAAAGAUUUAUGAAAAUGCCAUCCAAAAAUAAUUUGGCUCAAUUCGG